AUGACCGAAGUAAAUCCAGAAUCUGUUCCGGUGACCAAACCCACGGAUCCUUCGAAAAAAAUCAAGGAUCCACGCCGAGUCGAAGCGGGAAAAAGAUUGGCCAAAAUAAGUCAACAGGCCAAGGCUGCGAAAAAAGCAAAGGCCGAAGAAAAUUUAAAAGCGGAAGUUCGCGGGGAAUGUACGAAUGAAGGUUGA
Paramuricea clavata is the source of this 195-nucleotide messenger RNA. Lineage: Eukaryota; Metazoa; Cnidaria; Anthozoa; Malacalcyonacea; Plexauridae. The record is from the annotation of a GenBank genome assembly.